This is a messenger RNA of Mercurialis annua (annual mercury), 477 nucleotides long. RefSeq lists its product as uncharacterized. The transcript is spliced from 4 exons. The record is from RefSeq and is a predicted model, not a curated record. NCBI's taxonomy places the organism in Eukaryota, Viridiplantae, Streptophyta, Magnoliopsida, Malpighiales, Euphorbiaceae. Bases 63 to 401 code for a protein of 112 amino acids.
UAUUACAUUCUCUUAUUAAUCUCCUGUUAUGUUUUUUUGUAUGUCAGCUGCAAGUUAUCUUCAUGGAUGACGGUCUUGGUGCGAAAAUAAAAAUUGUCCCAGAUUACUUUCAAGUUUCAGCUUCUAGUGAAGACACUCCUCAAAGGAGUACUUCAUCUGAUCAAGUUUCAACUAGUGAAGACACUCCUAUAAGGAGUGCUUUAUCUAAUCUGCAGCCCAGAAUUGAUAAUCAGUCGUGGUCCCGUAGCCCUUCGUGGACCGGAAGAAAAUUGAAAAGGGCUGCAUUAAUGUUGAAUUUCUUUAGUCUACGGAGUUUGCCAUGGAGUUCUGGAAGUGGUUCGGAAAAGAUCGAGUUGACUAGGGCUGAGUUAGAAUCCCUUAGAUCUGAAACUCGAUACUAAAUCGCUUAAAAACGAGGGACCAAUCGUUUAAUAAAAUUAAAAGUGAGGAACCAAAUCGUUCACAAAAUUAAAGGUA